This is a messenger RNA of Ylistrum balloti, 1534 nucleotides long. RefSeq names its product sialin-like. Gene Ontology annotation, molecular function: transmembrane transporter activity. Gene Ontology annotation, biological process: monoatomic anion transport; transmembrane transport. The transcript has 11 exons. NCBI's taxonomy places the organism in Eukaryota, Metazoa, Mollusca, Bivalvia, Pectinida, Pectinidae. The coding region runs from base 20 to 1534 and encodes 504 amino acids. The record is from RefSeq and is a predicted model, not a curated record.
AAUUGGACGAUUGGACAGAAUGGACGAAAAAACUAAACUACUGGACAAUACUGAAGAUAAAACCAUACCAGUACAUACAGGAUAUGGAGCUAGACAUACCUUUACAAUAUUGUCCUUUAUCGGUUAUUUCAACCUGUAUGCUCUUCGGUACAAUCUCAGCGUGGCUAUGGUUGCCAUGGCAAAUCACACGGACAAUAUGUCGAAUAAAAAUGAAUCCCAGUCGGGUGUGUGUCCAGAUCCGGGCAUCAAUGUAACCACAAAACAAUCUGUUGGUAAGGCUGUUCAGUAUGAUUGGGACGAGGUGACACAGGGGAUGAUACUCAGCUCAUUUUUCUAUGGUUACGUCGCUACACAGAUUCCAGGUGGAAUGUUGUCGGAAAAGUUUGGCGGCAAACGUCUUUUUGGUUACGGAAUACUGAUAAUGGCAAUACUCACCGCGUUGACUCCACUGGUAGCUGAGGUCGGAACGUGGGCACUUAUCGUCACAAGAGCCAUUGAGGGAAUAGUUUCGGGUACAUCUUUUCCGGCAGUAGCGGCCAUGCAGGGGAAAUGGACACCGGAGUCAGAAAGAACUUUACUCACUGUUCUAGCUAAUAGUGGAGCGUCGAUAGGGAAUGUGAUAGUGUUACCUGUAUCGGGGUAUCUUUGUAACCAACAGUUCUUUGGUGGAUGGCCUGCAAGCUUUUAUAUUUUCGGUGGUAUUGGGUGUAUAUGGUUUUUGUUUUGGCAUUUUCUAAUUUACGAAACACCUGCUACUCAUCCUCGAAUUUCACUGACAGAAAAGAAAUACAUUGAAAGUACAGCUGGACAGAGGAAUUUACAGAGUUAUCCUACACCAUGGAGAGGUAUUCUAACGUCAUCAGCUAUGUGGGCGAUUAUGUUAGCAGUAUUUUGUCAGUCCUGGGGAGCGUACAUAAGUGUGACAGUACUGCCAACGUACAUGAAUAAAAUACAGAGAUUUGAUAUUACACAGGACGGUUUGCUGAUGGCCAUACCAAACCUAGUGACGGCACUAAUAGGUUUAUUCAGCGGCUGGCUAGCUGAUUUCUUACGACGUCGAGGUUACCUCUCUACUAUUGUCGUGCGAAAACUCUUUUCCUCUGUCAGCCUUCUCGCUGCCGCCCUGUGCCUACCUUUUAUUUCACUUGCUGGCUGUGACCAUGUGGCAGUCGUUACGCUCAUUGUUGUGGGGAAUGGCAUGCUCGGGUUUUGUGGAUCAGGAUUUUGGGUGAACUUCCUUGAUAUUGGUUUUAAUUUCUCAGGGAUAACUAUGGGACUGAUUAACUUUUCUUCAAACGUCGCAGGAGUUAUAUCCCCUUACUUUGUAGGACUUCUUACAAACAAUAACGAAACCAUGCAACAAUGGCGGACCAUUUUCUAUGUAUCUAUGGCUUUCUAUGUAGCAGGAACAGUUGUAUUUCUCUUGUUUGGAAAAGGUACCGAGUCUGAUUGGAACAAAUUACCAAGUGACAUUAAUAUUCAAACUUCUGGUACGACAAGCGAGGAUGAUACAUGCAAGAGACAUAACCAUUGA